AAGUAAGAGGCAGCAGAGGAGGUGUAUGUGUGCGUGUUAAGUCAGCAGAGUUUUCUUCCUCAGCCUGUGCAAGCUCUCAUUAGAGAGGAGGAAGUUCUCUAGACUCUUCCUUUUCAUGUCCUCAUCUCCAGACGCCUCCGUUGCAUCUGCAGAUCAGAUGUCGAGCAAUCUCUGCAUCUAGUUUUGGGAUUUACCCCUGGAGUACAUCUGCUGGAAUUCACCCUCCUGCUUUAUUUCAGAGAAAUGAGGGCCGAGGUGCUGGUGGUCUGGGUCGGGCUGAGCCUUUGUUGGGCUCUUGUCACCCCCAAAGAACCUGCGGAGGAGAAGCAGCUGUCAAGAGCCAAAGCUCUGGUGAAAGAACCCCGGGGGCUGAUCGGAGACGGGGGCAGAUGGGACACUGAAAUGUCAGACGAGCCAGUUGAAGUUACAGUAGAAGAGAAGAGCAAAGCAAAGAAAAAGAAAAGCCCUGAGGAAAUCGAGGCCGCCAAAGCGAAGAAGGCAGCAGAGAAAGAGGCUAAAGCCAAAAAGCAGAAAGCUCCAAAGCCCACCAAGAAACCCAAACCACCAAAGCCCACCAAGAAACCAAAGCCACCCAAACCCACAAAGAAGCCAAAGACGCCCAAACCCACCAAGAAACCAAAGCUGGUAACGACCACGGCGCAACCGGAGCUCCGCCUUCCUCCACUGGAGGAGGAGGAAGAGGGCCUGGAAACAACGAAUCAACCCGAGUUUCCAACGGAGCCUGUUGAGCCAGACCUGGACAAAUGGAUCAGAGGACACAAGAAGGAAGCCACUACCACUGAGGUCAUCAUGUACAUACCAGAGGAAACCACGUCUGUUCCAUUCGUUGGUCCCUGGUAUGAAGAGUAUGAUUACUCUGACUUGGCAGAGGCAAUAGCAAAGAAACAACAAGAGGAGGAGGAGAGAGCCCGCAAAGAGAAAGCAGAAAAAGCUGAGCAGCAGAGGAAACAAUGGGAGGAGGAAGAAGCAGAGAGACUGAAGCAGGCGGCUUUUCCUGCUCAGCCAAAAAAGUGUCCUCCUUUGGGCUUGGAGUCUCACCGGGUGGAUGACGACCAGCUGCUGGCUUCCUCUCAGUCUCACCACGGCUUCGCAGUUCAGAGGGGACGCCUCAACAUGCAGAGCUCUGAAGAUGAGGAGGACAUGUAUGGAGGUGCAUGGUGUGCAGACCCUGAGGACAAGGAGCACUGGUUCCAGGUGGACGCUCGGCGAGAGGUGGAGUUCACCGGUGUCAUCACCCAAGGGAGGAACUCGGAGCAACUGGAGGAUUUUGUAUCGUCCUACUUUGUGGCCUUCAGCAACGACAGCCGGGACUGGACGGUGCUGCAUGAUGGCUACGCCGAAUGGCUCUUCUACGGGAACGUGGAUAAGGAAACACCCGUAAUGAGUCAGUUCGCUGCACCAGUGGUGGCGCGUUACAUCCGGAUCCUUCCCCAGAGCUGGAACGGCAGCCUGUGUCUGAGAGCCGAAGUCCUGGCCUGUCAGCUACCAAGCACUUACCACAGUGAGAAUGAGGUCAACGCGUCUGACGAUCUGGACUUCAGACAUCACAACUACAAGGAGAUGAGACAGAUGAUGAAGGUGAUAAAUGAGGAGUGCCCCAACAUCACAAGGAUCUACAACAUUGGGAAAAGCUCACAAGGCCUCAAGAUGUACGCCAUGGAGAUCUCAGACAACCCAGGCGAACACGAAACCGGUGAACCCGAGUUUCGCUACACAGCAGGUCUCCAUGGCAAUGAGGCUCUGGGUAGGGAGCUUCUCCUGCUAUUAAUGCAGUUCCUCUGCAAGGAGUACAGAGAUGAAAACCCAAGAGUGCGACGCCUAGUGGAUGGAGUGAGGAUUCACCUGGUGCCAUCACUGAAUCCAGAUGCCUACGAGCUGGCCUAUGAGAUGGGCUCAGAGAUGGGAAACUGGGCACUGGGUCACUGGACUGAAGAAGGUUAUGACAUCUUCCAGAACUUCCCAGACCUGAACAGCAUCUUGUGGGGAGCCGAGGACAGAGGCUGGGUGCCUCGCAUAGUGCCCAAUCAUCACAUUCCACUGCCAGAAAACUUCCUUGGUGGCUCUCUUGCAGUAGAAACCAAAGCCAUAAUUUCAUGGAUGGAGCGCAAUCCAUUUGUGCUCGGAGCCAAUUUACAAGCAGGAGAGAAAAUGGUGGUGUACCCUUUUGAUAUGCAGCGUCCUCCAAUUUCUUUAACCGACAGUCGGCGUUGGAGGGUUAACGCUGAGAUGAACGAAGAGACCUGGGCUCGUAUUCAGAGGCAGAACGAAGGAGCGCUCAGAGAGACUCCUGAUGAUGCCAUGUUUCGCUGGUUGGCAAUGUCAUACGCACACAGCCAUCUAACCAUGACUGAGACCUAUUGGGGAUCCUGCCACGGUGAUGAUGUCACUGGAGGACAGGGGAUUGUUAAUAGAGCCAGCUGGAAACCAGUGGUGGGCAGUAUGAACGACUUCAGCUACCUUCACACCAACUGCUUUGAGCUCUCUGUCUUCCUCGGCUGUGACAAGUUUCCUCAUGAGAGCGAACUGGCACUGGAGUGGGAGAACAAUCGCGAGGCUCUUCUGUCCUUCAUGGAACAAGUGAAUCGAGGAAUAAAAGGUAUAGUAAGAGACAUGGAGGGAAACCCGCUGCCAAAUGCCACAAUAACUGUGGAGGGAAUCCGGCAUGAUGUCAAAACUGCUGCCAGCGGGGAUUAUUGGCGGCUGCUGAAUCCCGGUGAAUACAAGGUGACGGCCAAAGCUGACGGCCACACGCCCCAGACGCGGCUCUGCAUGGUGGGCUACGACACUGGGGCUACUCCCUGCAGCUUCACCUUAGCCAAGUCCAACUGGGACCGCAUCAAAGAAAUUAUGGCGCGCAACGGGAACAGACCCAUUCGACUCGUCACCAAAACGAACAGGGUGAAGUCGACCGCUUCGAGCACAACGGCACAGCCAGCCGUCACAGGGGAGGAGAGUCAGGUCAACUCUCAGAGAGCCGAGCGACUCAGACGGUUCAAGAUGAUGCGUCUACGCAAAUUGCGCGAAAGGUUAAGAGGCAGAGUCACCACCACAACAACGACGACGACGACGACAACAACAACAACAACAACAACACAACCACCUGUUGCUGAGAGCACGACCUCCUGGUAUGACUCCUGGUUACCUGUGGACAGCUAUACAGAGAACCCGUUUGACACCUUCAUAUUUGCCUCAGCACCUACGCAAGAGUAUAAUUUUGAAUACACCAUUGAUUAGCAAAAAAUUUAAAAUUAAAAAAUAAAUAAAUCACUAUCUAUCUGCACAACUCCUCAAUAACCACACAUUACAAACUACUACUUCUACAGUCUUUUAAUGAGUUUUCUAAAGGUCUCUGUGAAGAGAAAUGCACCAAAAAAUUGGCAGAUUUUCAACUCGACUGAUCUGGAGCAGUGACUAGUAAGCCGGUAACUUUAAAUCUGAUCAGUAAACGCACCAUGUCUAAGACCUAACAAUUUGAAAAUGCAGAUGUCGGUGGUGUGAAAGUGAUUGUUUAGAUUGCUUAGGAAGACUUUCAAGGUCUCAGUACUUGUGCGCUGACAGAGGAAGCACAGACGUAAGAUAACAGGAAGGCUGAACAUACACUGCUUGGGCAAAGAAAAAAGUCACUAACUGGACUGAACUAAGCAAAGUGGAACAAGUCUCCUUGUAGAUAAUUAUUGCAUAAUCUUUGAGCCAGAAACAAGUUAUUUAACCCCAACUGAUGCAAUGUGUAAAAAUCAUGUUGAAAGUCAAGUCCUGUGGUCAAAGAAAUGGUAUUAGCCUGUUUGAGAAGGGUCAGUUUAUUGGCAUCAAGCAGAGAAAACAUCUAAGGAGAUCGCAGAAGCUUCUAAAAUUAGGUUCAGAACUGUCCAACACAUUGAAAACUGAAAGGGAAGGAAACCUGGGAAGCAGCAUCCCCAAGGAAGAUAUAUGGUCGGAAAAAAAUCCUGAAUGGUCAUGAUCUGCGAUCACUUAGGUGUUCUGUGACAUCAAACCGAAGACUAACAGUGGAACUCGAAGAAAUGUUAUGUUUAAUAACAAAAGCAAGAGCAUUUCCACUCUCACAAUGUGGAGGGUACUGAAGGAAUUGGGACUGAGCAGCUGUGUAGCCAUAAGAAAACUACUGACCAGAGAGGCUAACUGGAGAGCAGAACCCCUGGGGUUGGGGACCACUGCUCUAGAGCGAUUUAACAAGGUCGGGCAACUGAUGCCUGACCUUGGCGGCAUUGCAAACGAUCUGGGAUUGCUGCAGUACUUCCGGUCAAGGUUUAGCUGACUACUUGAAUAUACUUAAUGACCAGGUUAUUCAGACUCAUCCCCCAUCUCAACCACAGAAUCCGUUAAGAAUCUUUGGGAUGUUCUGGAGAAGACUUUGCACCACGGCCAGACUUUCCCAUCACCAAUACAACAUCUUGGUGAAGAAUUCAUGCAACACUGGAUGAAAAUAAGUCCUCUAUCUCUGAGACGACUUGUUUUCAGAACCUCAUCAAAAGGUUCUGAAAUCCCACAAUAUAUGAUGUAAUCAAAACUAAAGGUAGUCCGGAGAUGCAUUAGUGUGUGACCUGUGAUUUUUAUUUUAUUUUUGGCCAGGCAGUGUGAUACAGUGACAUUACCCUGUUCUAUCCUCGAGUGUCCGAUCUCUGGCCGUCAUUGAACAUGCUGUUAUUUGGGAAUGUUGUCAGAAAUCUCCAAAUUAGAGGAUCUGAAUUUUCUAGUGCAGGGUCUAAGACUUUAGUCCUCGAAGCCUGGUAACCUGCAGUGUUUAGAUGUGUCCCCGAUCCAACACAUCUGAAACAAAUGAGUAUUGUCUCCUCAGCAGGUAGUCAAGUUCUUUAGAUAUCUGGCAAUGACCUAAUUAUUUGACUUAUGUGUGCUAAAGCAAAGAUGCAUCCGAAUGUUGCAUUUAGCAUUAAAAAGUGGAGUUUGACAUCGGAGUUCUAGGGAAUGAACUGAAGAUCAAUGCCGAGAGUCACAAAUGAUAACUGGACAAUCUAAAGUCUGUAAUCAGUUUGAUUUUGUUUCAUAGGUAUUAAACUAACAUUUUAAAAGUGCUUCCUCUCCCUAACACAUGGCAUGCCAAUAGAAAUAUUUAGCAAUCUCUCACAGUAGGAAGGGUAGAAAAAUGUUUUGAAUGCCAUUCUUAUUCCUGUCAGUUUUUUAAGGAGAACUGGGAAUCAACUAAAAUUGGUAUUGGCAGGUAAAAUCUUCACAAAACCAGAGACUGAAAAACUGUCACAAAACUCUGAUCAGUGCCUCUCUUAUGAAUGAAGAGAAUGGAUUUUUAUGAGGUUUCACUUUAAAGUUACCACUGAAUAGUCUGUUGAGCAGAGACUAAGGCAGAGUUUGCUGGGUUAGAGUCAAAUCAAAUUGAAAGUACAUGUUUAAAAAUGUAACAUGUUCAGUAUUCUUUAUUACUCAUUAAAGAAAGUUCAAUUCAUACUAUAUGGACUUAUCAUACAGUGAAAUAUUUCUAGCCUUCAUUUUUGGUCAUUUAUGUGAUUAUGACUUACAGAAAAUGAAAACCAAAACUCUGUGUCUGAGAAAACUAGAAUAUUGUGAAAUAUUGGAAAUCAUGGUGUCCCAGUCUAAUCAGUUAAAAAAGCUGUAAAGGCUGAUUGGCCAACAAACUUCCUUUCACAAUAUUCUAAUUUUUUUAUUUGUAUUUCUACGUUCCACUGCAUACAAAACAGAAAAAGCAAUGUUUUCUUAAGAGUUUUGUUUUUGUAUCGUCUUUAUUUUUAUUACACUGAUUUCUUGUAAUGGCUGAAUGCAUUAAAAUAAAAUAUAAGCUGAGCUGUCAUGGUUGAAGGGGAAACAAUAAAGGUUUAAAUGUA
Gambusia affinis (western mosquitofish) is the source of this 5852-nucleotide messenger RNA. It is a transcript of the gene aebp1a, whose product is annotated as AE binding protein 1a. The record is from RefSeq and is a predicted model, not a curated record. Gene Ontology annotation, biological process: proteolysis; negative regulation of transcription by RNA polymerase II. Bases 244 to 3255 code for a protein of 1003 amino acids. The transcript has 20 exons. Lineage: Eukaryota; Metazoa; Chordata; Actinopteri; Cyprinodontiformes; Poeciliidae. Gene Ontology annotation, molecular function: zinc ion binding; RNA polymerase II transcription regulatory region sequence-specific DNA binding; DNA-binding transcription repressor activity, RNA polymerase II-specific.